Molecule: messenger RNA, 1655 nt
Organism: Oryzias latipes (Japanese medaka)
Lineage: Eukaryota; Metazoa; Chordata; Actinopteri; Beloniformes; Adrianichthyidae
Gene: tpbg1a
Product: trophoblast glycoprotein 1a
Biological process (GO): negative regulation of canonical Wnt signaling pathway
Cellular component (GO): plasma membrane
Molecular function (GO): protein binding
Source: RefSeq, a predicted model, not a curated record
UGUGAUUGUGUUUGUUUUUAAAAGAUGCUUUACUUGUUUCUGAGAUCAAGCCUGAACUGUCAGAGCAGGUCUUACAGUGAUGCUCAUCUUCUCAGAAUCACAGAGUUGGCGUCCCACACCUUCUCUGCCCUCACCAACCUGCGCUUCUUGGACCUCAGUGCCAACCAGCUGGCUCUCAUUCACCCGGAGGCUCUUAGCAUCCCCGACAGUCCUCUUCAGGAGCUCAACCUGAGCCAGGCUCUGCACAACUUCACUGCACUGACAGACCUUACCACCGCUCUGCGCUGGGGUGGGCUUUGGGGUCUACUCCGCCUGGACCUCUCUGGAAACCACCUGGCCCUGUUGCCUCCUGGAAUGUUCUCCUAUGUUCCCAGUCUGCGGCAGCUCCUUCUCUCCAACAACUCUUUGCUGGCGGUGUACAGUGGGACCUUUUCUGGCAUGGCUCACUUGGAGAUACUGGACCUGACGCAUAACGCUUUCAAGACUCUCAGGGCAGAUGGUCUACAAGAGCUGGACAGGCUCGGGAACAUAAAAAUCCUCCUGGGUAACAACCCGUACAACUGCACCUGUGAGAUCCAUGAUUUUGUCACUUGGCUCAACAAAUCCAAAGCUCAAGUGGAUGUGGAAGCUGUUAGAUGUAGUUCACCUGAAGACUUAAACAACUCCCUGCUGAGAGGUCUCACAGUCCAGGCUGUUGGUUGUAUUGUUCCAGUCCUUUCGGAGGUGACUGACAUCACCCUGCCAACGUCCUACGCCUUCCUGGGGUUAGUGUUAGGCCUUGUGGGCAUGGUGUUUCUGUUCGUGGUCUACCUGAAUCGCAAUGGCAUGAAGAAAUGGAUCACUGACACGCGAGACGCAUGCCGGGACAUUCUGGAGGGAUACCACUACCGGUACGAGAUUGACUCAGACCCUCGGCUGGGCCACAUCACAGCAGGUGGGAGCAGGUCGCAAAGGCACGCGGGAACAACGCUGUCCCAACAGCAGCUCAGAGACACCCGGAUCAUCCAGAGUCCCACACAAACAUUAGCCAAACAGGUGACAAUCUCCCCUAAUGCAAACUCAUGAAGGAUCCUCGCCUAAACUGCUGUUUACACCUUCCAGUGCAUGUUGCAGUAAGAACCUUAAAAAAUGAACUUAAGUGCCUUCCUGUUCUUGAGGCACUGAAACUGCAUCUGCAACCAUUAUCUGCUCGCUAUAUGAAUCUGAUGUGUCUGCAUGCGUGUGUACCUGCAUGUCCAUAUGGAUAUAUACAAAGUGUGUAUAUUUAUACAUGCAUUCAACAAAAUAGCUUAAAUAAUGACUUUCAUAAGAUAUGACUAACUUUAUAAUGUAUGAGACCUAUAGAGAGGAAAUCGAUUAGUCUUUACUUUUCUCUUUGGCAAAAAUGUCCAUAUUUCAUUUAUACUACAUGUUGGAAUGAAACAAAGACGUUAAAAUCUUUAGUGUAAUAGGAUAGAUCUUAAAAGCCAGCUUGAAACAAUAAAAAAAUAAGUAGUAUAUUUUAGAAUAUAAUGCUAAAUAUAAUUUAUUAAAACACAAAAAAGUAAAUUAAUAAGUUGUACUCCUAACUACUGCCAAGAAUUGUGUAUAAUAAAGCUGUUGUGUGAUAGUAAAUGUGUAUUUAGACUAAUUAUGAAUAAAAUAUUUGCCUUUUA